AUAUUUAUUUUGUUACCACAACAGAAUUUUUUGGACUUUUCCAAAUGAUCUAUUUUGUUAGAAUCGUACCGAAUGUUUUUUUGUAUCUCAGUUGAAUUUGAGAAUUGGUUGAGAACGGACAUAUUGGUUGUGAACACUUACUAAGUAUAAAUAAUAGUGAAAAAUAAAAUAUAAAAUUAAAUAUAUGAACAUAUUCUUACAUAAGUGAAUAGAAAUGCAACUCCUUUGAAUCAACAUAUUUUUGAGUGUUACAUUUUCAACAUUGAAGGCUGUGUAUAGUUUUUUGUUAUUAUCGUUUUAUUAAAGACACCAUAUUUACUUGUGAUAGAUAGAAGCAAGCAUAGAAGACAACACGUGUGAAUAAACAAUAUUUACACUACGUCACAUAUUUCCGCUAUAGUUAACAUAACAAUCAUAUAUUCGGCAUACAAUAUUCGUUCUUAAAAUUUAUACUGAUUGUGGAAAAUUUGUGUGUUCAAUAGAAGUCUCAAAAGCCAAAGGAACGAUGAAAAUCACGGAUAUGACUAGUGAAUGCAUUGGAAAAUGUUUAAACUAUUUGUCUUUCGACGAUCUUUUGAGAGCAGCUAUUUCGAAUAAAAAAUUAAAUAAUGCUGCUAACCUCAUUUACGAACAAAAAUAUCGUUCAAAACGAGUUGAAAUGCACAUAUUAUCAAGAUUGCAUUCAAACUAUUUUAUGACCGAAAAUCGCUUCUGUUUCUAUAGUUUGAGAACAAGCUUUCAAUUUCUUUUCUGUUUUGGACGUCAAGUAAAUGAAAUACACAUUUCAUACAUACCACGUUAUGUCAUUCCUGGCGAAAACGGAGUACAAAAUGAAAAUAAUGUUGAAUUGACUCACCGUGCAAUUGACUAUGCAAAUGAUUAUUGUGCUGAAUCCUUGCGUACCAUUAAAUUUACUAGAAUUCAAGAUGCAUCAAGAUACAUGAAGAGACCGUUUAUAAAUCUUGAAAACCUUGAAUUUUACGAUUGUAAUUUUACCGAUUUGGUUGAAUACAACUUGUUGAAUGCACUUUUUCCAAAAGUGCAGAAGCUUGUCUUGAAAACCAUAAAUAAGAACCUUGAUCAACCUUGUACGCUGAAAUUUAUUGAAGGCCGUUUUGCUCAUUUGAAGAGUUUACAUAUUGAAUCAAAUUCCUAUAGCAAAUUUCACCAUGCAGAUGAGUAUUGUAUAUUAAAAGGCAAUUUAGUAACAGCUUUCCGUUUGAAUCCACAAUUAAAGGAGCUCGAUCUUGAUCUUUUUGUUAACUGCCAUGUUUUUCAAUCGAAUGAUGUUCUACUUGUGAUCAAUUAUUUGCAAAACUUAGACAGUCUAAGUCUUGCCAUUGACGAUACAUUUUGUUCAUUGCUCGAUUCCAGUGUGCCACCAUUGAUGUAUUUUAGGAAUUUGAAAAAGUUUUCACUGAACAUGCAAUUAAGCACUGAAUCAAGGGCAAUUCAAUUUACCAGUCAUCAACUUGAUACAUUUGAACUUCACGGUGUUGACAGAUUCACAAAUUAUGAAUAUGAAUUCCUUGAAAAACAUCCAACAAUAACAAAAUUAAUAUUAAGAGGUGGACACUUCGAAAGACUUAAUCUAUCCAGAAUUGCAGCAGCGUUACCAAUACUUGAGCAGCUCAUGAUUUUUGAUCAUUUCAAGUUAAAAAUCGAAGAAAUCGUACCUCACUGGAGUAAGUUUCAAUCACUCAAAUUAUUGUGUUUUUUUCACACAAAGAUUGUUAAAGACAGUGAUUUGAAACCAUUGUUGAUCAAUGGAUGGCAUGGAAGAUUUUGUAACAGUCCAAAUAAGUUUCAAAUAAUAUUAAAACGUUAAAAAAAUCAAAUUGUUCUUGAUUGUUAUUGGAGUCUCCCUAGAUAACGCAAUAUGUAGAUCGAUCGCAUAGCAGAGGGAGGCAUAUAUUCUGAAAUUGCAACAUGGGCCCC
Messenger RNA from Contarinia nasturtii (swede midge), 1938 nucleotides. RefSeq lists its product as uncharacterized. The transcript is spliced from 3 exons. The record is from RefSeq and is a predicted model, not a curated record. Lineage: Eukaryota; Metazoa; Arthropoda; Insecta; Diptera; Cecidomyiidae. The coding region runs from base 506 to 1828 and encodes 440 amino acids.